AUGUUGAUGCGGCUUCCUGAAGCUCUCUGCUCUUACAGGCCUGAAUGGUGUUUGAGAGGUCUCCAGUUUCCAUGUGUUCCUGCGGUGGUUCUGUAGAAGGACAGGUGACUAUACAGGCAAAAUUUGACAAAGACAUUUACCUCCCAGAGGAUGCUGAGUUUUACUUUGUUUAUGAUGGAUCCCUGAAGAGACACAUAAUGUUUGCUGAGCGAGUUAGUGACAACACUCUUCAGUCCAUAGUUCCAGGCCAUGGAUACCAAGAAGCAGUUUCUGUGUCUGUGUUAAUGUACAUGGUGGGUUUCUCACCUGUGGUCCUCGGCAGCUGUCCCAUCACUUACAGAGAGAAUCUGCUGUGCAAGUUGUCUCGCUUUCUGGUUGAUCACGCAGAAUGUGUCACCGCCACUAGUCACAAACUAUUGCUGGAUAAGUUUGGGCUAAGGAUGAAAGAUCUGCAAUCAUUGGAUACUGAGCUGAUGAUGGCUGUUGCUUAUGAAAAGUUGCCUUCAACCUGGAACAUCCUUGGAAGCUGCCCAGCAGAGCCUGAACAAAAAGAAACUCUCCUCCACCUUGUGAUGAAGCUGGGCUUGGUUAAACUUUCCCUGUUCUUGGCAGCCCAGCCUGGAGGGUCAUUAGCAUUAGCAUUACCUAAUGAGGAUGGAGCAACACCUUUAGAUUUGGCUUUACAUAAUGGACACUCCAAACUUUUAGAGAUCUUUACAAACUUCCAGGGCAGGCAGUCGCUUGACAUUUCAAGAGCAGAGAUCGGCGAGGGUGCCUGCAUACAGUUUGUUCAUUCAUCUGGAGCUCUGACGCUGACAUUCAGCCACACUGCACAGCACUUGCUGGAGUCAGACAUUCAGCUCUUCAGAAAAUACUACUGGGACAGACCUCUUCUUUACCAGAGUAUUAAUUCAAAUGAAGUUGAGACAGUGGAAGGUCCAAAAAUGCCCUGCAGUACAACACGCUCUGUAGAAGGUCCUGCGAGAUUGGCAUCUGAUGAGUUGUCCCAGGAUGAUAUAAAGCCUUUUCAAGACUGUGGGGUUCCUUCUAAAGAAAAUGAAGAUUAUGUCUUGUUGGACAUCGAGCACAGACACUCUACCCUUGAUGUACUUAGGAAAUUGAAGCCUCCCCCUACUUUCUUUGCUGCAACCAGACUUUCUCCCAUGCUGAGUGGAAAUGAUGAAGUAUAUGCAAACUGCAUGGUAGUAGACCAACAGGCUGGAGACUUAAAGACUAACUACAUUCAUGGAGAUGGUGUCAGCAGUGAAACGUGUCUGAAUCCCACCAACUCAAACCUGAUGGCUAAGAGCUCUUCAUCUCCCUCCCUUGAGAAGAAUGAUCAAUUUAUGUAUCUCCCAAAUGAAGAAAGCCAAAGGGCAGUAAAAAAGGAAGAAAAUGCAGGACCAAGACAUACCAUUUCACCUUCUCAUCUGUAUGUAGCAGAUUCUUAUCUUCCAUUCAAAACCCAUGGAUUUAUUAAGGAUCGGGGCCAACUUUAUGCUGACAUGAAAAGAAGAAGUUCAAGUCUUGAUGACCUUGAAGUAGACAAUGGAACUGGAGGUGUGUCGGACAGAUCCCAUGUUCACUACCCUCCCCUCAGCUCUUCAGAGGCCAUGGCUUCUAGCAGAGAUGGAUUGGACUUACCUACAAGUCUGCAGCCCAAGGAAUGCACAGUGUUUGGGAUUCGGUCGCGCUCCUAUUCCUGCUCCUCACCCAAAGCUUUGGUAGGAAGACCUCGCAUUCCUCGGGACUUUGCAGUUUCAAAGGAUUCAAAUGGAGAACGAGCGUGCAGCCUGCCCGAGCAGUCCCGGGAGCAAAGGAUUCAGGAAGAGGAAUGGAAUAAAUAUGUUGUACCCUCAAAAAAUGAGUCCGAAAAAUAUAAAGUGAGUCGAACUUUCAGCUUUCUGAUGAACAGGAUGACCAGCACACGGAAUAAAUGCAAGGCGAAGAAUAAAGAUACCAAAGAUAAAGAGAAGCCAACCAGGCACAAUUUUACAAAUGGGACUUUCCCAGGAGUUAUCCCAUGUAUGGUCUGUGAAAAGGCCCUCCUAGGAAAGGAGUCACUGCAGUGUUCUUAUUGCAGCCUGAUUGUGCAUAAAAGCUGCAAGGAGUGUGCUCCUGUGUGCACCAAGAAAUCCCAGGAGAGAUACCAUAAUAAAAACAAGCUCCAAGUUGGUGUAACAAAUUCCCUGCCUGGAGACAUUUCACAGAUGGUGCUAUCUUCAGUGCAUCCUUCUUUCUCAGCGCCUAUUGGACUGUCUCCUGGAAAGAGGGAAGCCUCACAACAGUCCUACCUCUUGUCCAAAAGUGUCCCCAGUGCCAGUUUGGAAAGAAGAGCUACACAAUUUUCUGAACAAGACUCUGAGACUAGCACCUGGAGGUCCAAGUCACAGUCUGAAGAGAUGUUACAAGCACUAGGGACCUUUUCUUCGACAGAUACUUUUAUGAUGGAAGAUGAUGUGGAUUUGUCUCAGUGGACUGAUCUCUGCACAGAUGCAGAAGAAUUUGAGGCAGAGUCCUGGAGUCUUGUUGUGGAUCCGAUGUUCUGCAGCAAGCAAGAAAAGGAUGUCGUCAAGCGGCAGGAUGUCAUUUUUGAGCUGAUGCAAACAGAAGUACAUCACAUCCAUACCCUGUUCAUUAUGUCUGAAAUAUUCAGGAGAGGGAUGAAGGAAGAGCUGCAGCUUGACCACAGCAUGGUGGACAGAAUAUUCCCCUGCUUAGAUGAGCUACUGGAGAUGCACAGGCAAUUCUUCUGCAGAAUGAAGGACAGACGGCAGGAAUCAUGUGAGGCAGGGAGUGAGCGCAAUUUUGUCAUCAGUAGAAUUGGAGACAUCCUUGUGCAGCAGUUUUCAGAGGAAAAUGCAAUUAAAAUGGAGAAAAUAUAUGGAGAGUUUUGUAGCCAUCAAAAAGAAGCUGUUAAUCUCUUCAAAGAGCUGCAACAAAACAAGAAGUUCCAGAAUUUUAUUAAACUGAGAAAUAGUAACCUGUUGGCACGACGCCGAGGAAUCCCUGAAUGCAUUCUGCUCGUCACCCAGCGAAUCACCAAAUACCCUGUUCUGGUUGAAAGGAUAUUGCAAUACUCAAAAGAAGGAACAGAAGAACAUAAAGACCUCUGCAAAGCCCUUCGUCUAAUUAAAGAUGUAAUAGCAGCAGUAGAUUUGAAAGUGAAUGAGUAUGAGAAAAAGCAAAAGCUGUUAGAAAUUCUCUGUAGAACUGAAAACAAAACAUAUACAAAGCUGAAAAAUGGCCACGUUUUUAGGAAGCAAGACUUGAUGAGGAAAGAGAGGAUACUGCUUCAUGAAGGUUUAGUGUACUGGAAGACAGCAACUGGUCGGUUCAAAGACACCUUAGCUCUGCUUCUAACUGAUGUACUACUGUUCUUACAAGAAAAGGAUCAAAAAUACAUCUUUGCAGCUGUUGACCAGAAGCCUUCAGUUAUCUCCCUUCAGAAGCUCAUAGUAAGAGAAGUAGCCAACGAAGAAAGGGGAAUGUUUCUGAUCAGUGCCUCGUCUGCAGGGCCUGAGAUGUAUGAGGUUCAUACUAGCUCCAAAGAAGAACGUAACAACUGGAUGAGGCAUAUUCAAGAGGCAGUAGAAAGUUGUCCGGAGGAAGAAGAAGAAGUAAAAAUGAAUGAAUCUGAUGAGGACAGACGCAUUGCUGAGGCCAAGGCAUACAGAAUUCAGAAAUAUCAAGAAUUACUGAGUAACCACGACCAGCAAAUCUGCAGUUAUUUAGAAGAAAAGCUGCGCAUCUACGCAGAACUGGGAGAUCUGUGUGGGUUUGACGAUGUCCAUGUAGAACCUCACCUACUUAUCAAACCCGAUUCUGGAGAAACUCCUCAGGCUGCUUCACUGCUGGCAGCAGCACUCAGAGAGGUUGAAAGUCUCCAUGUUGCUGUAACAACAUCACAAGUGAGUGAAACAGACAGCUCACCAGAGGAAAGUACUGAGGAAGUAAGUGUGGAGCAUGGAUGCACUGCCAAUGAAAUAGUGGAAUCUGUUCUGGGUGAUGCAGAUAGAAAAGAAAUUGAAGAAUCACCAGAAAUCGAUCUCAGUGUUGAAAAGGAAAUGGUAGGUGCCAAUCUUGAGGAUAAGGGAGCAAGUAUGAAUUUUUCAGAAUCUACAGGGACAGAGAUUGUACAAGCAAUCCAGAACUUAACCCGUCUCUUAUACAGCAUGCAGGCAGCACUGGCUAUCCAGGACAGCCACAAAGAACUCCAUAAAUUACUACUGCAAGAGAAUGAGAAGACCAGUCGGAGCCACGGCUCUCGGCUAAACCUUGUUUUGGAACAAGAGAAAUAUCGGAAUCUGGAGAAACAAAGGGUGGAACUGGCCGACACGGACAAACUGAAGCAGCAGUUUCAGCAGGAGCAGCAGCGGUGGCUGCGUGAAUGUGAGCAGCGGCAGCGGGAGCAGGAGGCGAGGGAGAGCUGGCUGGGGCAGCGGAAACGGGAGUGUGAGUGCCAGGAGGAGCUCCUGGAGCAGAGCCGUCAAGGACUGGCGCUGCAGCUGCAAGAGUACCAGCACAGUCUGGAGAGGCUCCAGGAGGGACAGAAAAUGGUGGAGAGAGAAAGAGACAAUGUGAAAAUGCAGAAGAAACUCGUGUGGCACUGGAAGCAUGGCCAGCAAAACAGCCUGUUUUCACGCACAGGGGACUAUGAGAUCUGAACACAUCACAGACCCAGGGUCCCCAGAAAAGUGUUCCAAACCAGGGAUCCAUCCAGUCACCAUAGGCAGAUGAACUGCUGCUGAACCACCAGCCUGAGAGCCUGCAGAAUGCAGAAAAUGGAGCCAGAGUAGAGGAAAAGAUUGUUUACAUCUGAUAACUUGUUUUCUAAUCUCAGUAGCACUUUGGAAAGAUAACUGUGUUUGCUUUUCUGAAUUUCUGUAGUUGUUCUCUGUAUGACCAUCUGGCUUUAAGGGUAGUAUUUAAUAGUAAAUGCGAAAAUUUCCCCAUGAUAAAUAUAGCAAGUAAGUUAUUUUGAAACCCUUCCUGUAUAAUCUUUAGUUUAUGACAUGAUUUCAAAUUCUUUGCAAGAAGAAAAUGAGUAGCAGGGGAGACAACAUUUUGAAAUUGUAAUGAUGCCAUGAAGGACUGCGAAAGCUAGUGCUGAUUUUCUUGAGUCCUCUUUUUACAAGAAUGAGCUAAGAGAAAUGGGUCUGCUACUUGAGAUUUCAGAGUGUGUAUCAGUAACCUUUUAACAGUUGUGAUAUAACAUGAAAAGAGAGCAAUGUAAGAAUGAUGGCUCUAGUCUUCACUGAAAUAUGCUAUAUACCCUUAGCUGUUGGGUCAUUUUCCUUAUUUUCUAGCUCAGGAACUGCUCAGAAGGGGAUGUUUUUUUAUGGUCUGAGCAUAAUUGCAUAAUUGUAAGUGUUUUUUCAUGUCCCAAAGCCUAUUAUCAUUUUGAUACUACUGCCAGUUUCUGUGCAGAGAUGCACUAAAUCAGUUAUUGUAUUAUAAGUGUUCCUCAUUUCAGUAAGUGUACUUACACAUUAAAAUUUACCAGAUAAAACCAUCUCACUGGUCAAAAGUAAAAAAGGGGGAUAAAUAGUAGGCUUCAGUUAACUGAACUCUUCUGAAACUGCACUGCUUUCCUUGUAGAAGUCAGAUCGAUUUCUGCUUUCAGAUUCAUGGAAUUCUCUGUGUGUUAGGCAGUAAGAAACAUGCUUUGUGCCUUUUUGUGCCUUCUUGUCUUUCUGAAAAAAUUGUACAUUUCUGUCAAACUAAAUAAAUAUUCUGUGCAUUUCUGCAAAA
Messenger RNA from Catharus ustulatus (Swainson's thrush), 5754 nucleotides. It is a transcript of the gene ARHGEF28, whose product is annotated as Rho guanine nucleotide exchange factor 28. Gene Ontology annotation, biological process: regulation of Rho protein signal transduction; cell morphogenesis. The transcript is spliced from 34 exons. The coding region runs from base 45 to 4667 and encodes 1540 amino acids. The record is from RefSeq and is a predicted model, not a curated record. NCBI's taxonomy places the organism in Eukaryota, Metazoa, Chordata, Aves, Passeriformes, Turdidae. Gene Ontology annotation, molecular function: guanyl-nucleotide exchange factor activity.